CCCCUUUCCCUGCCAGGAACGGGGUGGGGUGGGGGAGAGAUAAAGACAUCAGGUUCUGCUGCCCCUGUGGGUCCUGCCACCUGAGGUGGUCAUCGUGACUAGUGUCACCUGCAAACCCCAUAGUCUUUCACUGCGUGGUUGGAUUUCAUGCCAUAUAAGCAAAGCUAAACACUUUACUUGACAUGGUGACAUUAAGUGAUUGACAUGUGGUUGACAGGCCCACCUGUCAAAAUAGCCCACGGGACUUGCGGGAGGUUGAGAUCUGGCUCACCGGCUAGAUCCAAUUCCCACCCCUGCCUUAAAGCAGCGCCUGGACACCUAGGAUCGGAAUGUUAAUAGCUCAGGGUAUUCAGGUGAUGUGUCUCCAUGGGAGAUAAUUGUUAGAUGAUUGCUUCUUAAUACAAGACCACCUUGCAUUGUUCUGAAAGUAAAAUACCUGGAAGGUCAUGAAAAGUGACAUGCCUUUCUUCUCCUGACAGAAGCUGCAGUUGGAGUCGGGAAGAAGAAAGGCUGAGAGAACCAAGAGGGCAGAGAGGUGAGUUUGGGUUCUGUAAGCAGCUUUGGGACGCACCUCUUUGGAGAUCUGAAGUGGACAACAGUUUGGCUAUCUGCUGUCAUGUGCAAACUGGGGCUCCAACUCUACUCAAUCUAUAUAUCUGCAAAUAAAUUAUACAAAAUGCUAGCUAGACUCUAGUGACCACCUUCCAAAGGGAACCAAACUUGCGUAACUGCUUUGCCUCAGGAGCUUCCUACCAUGUGGAGAAAUCACAAUACUUCAACAAUAUUAGUAGCAGUGGUGCAGGUAACGGCUAGCAGGUAACAAAGUUUCAGUGCCUGUGUCUCUGGGUUGCACCAUGCCCCUGAAACGAAUGCAGAGAGGAAAUGAAAGUGAGGAAGAGGCUGCAGGAAAACAAAGGAGAGAGGAUGUUGUUACAGAGUGUCCAGCCACUUGGAGUGGCAGCCUUCCAAUGGACUCCUGACACAAGGAGGGAUGUUGACUUGGAGCCUUGGAUUUCAAACCAAUCCAAGUAGCCCUGGCCUUUGUGGUUUCUUGCAUUGUCUUUUCCCUAGUUGACCCCCUGCCAGUUGUUUGUGACUCCCACACUGUACAGCGUCGCAUGCACAGUUCCGGUGUGAGCUGUGAGCCUGCCAAGAGGAUGACUUAAUCUAGAUCUACAAGAGGCAUCUCUCUCUCUCUCUCUCUCUCUCUCUCUCUCUCUCUUUCUUCUGAGGAUGCCAAAAAAGUGCAUCAUUGUUUGCUUUGACAGCCUUGAUUUCACCUCAGGGAACCUUCCCCCACAGUGACUCUUUCAGUAUUCCUGUUAGAAAACCAUUUAUCUCGGAUUGCUUCCAACCUGGCAGCAACAGGAACAGAAAUAUCUCCUGCAGAAACAUACCAUUUACAAUGCUCAGUCCAACAGGGGUUUGAGGAGGAAUUAUAGUAGCAUUGAAAUGUUAGGGAGGUUAGAUGUCAUGGGCAUCUGUGGGUUAUAAAUAGAUAGAUAAAUAGAUAAAGAUAUAAAUAGAUAAAGAUAUAGAUAAAGUGGGCAGGUGCUCCCUGCCCAUAACCCAUAAUCCCCAGAUUCCUAUCAUUUUACAAAAAAAAAAAGAGUAAGUGUCUAACAUUUUUAGAACCUCAGAUAUGAAGCAAAAUGUACAGGCAGUAAUUCUCCUAUCUUUUUUUUGAAACUAGCAUGCUCCUCCCCUUUCAGUGUUUUACCUCUCUGGGAUAAUUCCUGCAGAGGCUCAUGGGUACCACCAACUUGAUAGGGAGUAGCACUUUGGCACUACCCACUUCACAAUGUCCCCUGUGGGCUAUAACAACACUCUAAGGCCAGGUUGCCAAUUCAACAAAUAAGUUUGCUGGCGUUUGUGGUACAGUUGGGCUACGCCCUUCUAUAAGCCCCUGUUGGACAACCCCAACACUAGGUAUAAAUCUUCCUUGGUCAAGGCCUCUGGUGGGCCCCACAGAACCUCUUGCCAUAUAGGUUGCCAUGCUCAGUCACAGACUGCUUUCUUGUUCCAUCAUCUUGGCCAACUGGGAACUUACUUCUCUGUUCCUGUUUCCUUCCCUGCCCCAUUCUCUAUGGUUCUUUUAGCUCUCAACCUUUUGUCCUUUGCCUCCCCUGCUUUUCCAUAGAGCUUUGUCCAUUUUCUUAAGGGAGAGGGCCAUAACUCUGUGGUGUGCCAUAAAAAAACCAUAUCCUUUAUAUGAAAAAGGUCCCAAGUUGAAUGCCCAGGAUCUCCAGAUAAAGCUGGGAGAGGCCCCUGUCUGAAACCCUGGAGAGCUACUGAUUAUCAGAACAGAGUCAAUAUUGAACUGGAUGGACCAGUGGCUUGACUCGGUAUACACCAGCUUUCUCUCACUGUCCUCUUGCCUGUUUUGGGCACUCUCUCUUCACCUGCUUUUGCCUGCUCCUCUGGGACUCUUCAUCAGCAAUUUCCCACCACACCAUCUGUCUAAUUCUUAUCCACCUAAACUCCCUUUCACUGCUCUCUGCCUCCUGCCCAUCUCUGUUCCUCUCCUUUUCUCAUCUUCACUUUCUGCCAAUGCCAACCAAACUUGGAAGAAAUUGCCAGCCUGUUUUACAUAAGUCAUAGUGUUAUUGAGUUUUUGUUGAGCUCAUAGGGCUGGGCCCCACCACCACCUCAAUCUGCAAAACAACAGGGCUGAUUCCCAUUCAUCAACCCAAGUGAAAGGGGACAUUUGCAGCAUCUGCAUUGAUGGAAUUCUGCUAAAUCUUCUCAACAGGGUAUGAUUGUUCAAAUGAUGCUUUGUACACUUUAACACACCACAGACUGACAGUGCAGGAAGCUUCCAUGCAGGCACAUCCUUAGAAAGCAUAACGAAACUCUCACUUAGGCUCCCAUGUGCCCAACUCUUCCAUGUAUCUACCCUGCAGUUGCCUGGUAGCUGACACAACAUGUUCUCAGUUGUAAAUCUUUUAAUUCCACCAAGGCUUGAAGGCAACUUAGCCAGCAGAGCUGCAGGAUGCAAGAUCCCUAAAAUGGAGGAAUAAUAUAACUGGAUUACUGUGCCAACUAUGUCAUAAUCCCAGCUCCUAGCAAUAAUCUACAAUGCUAUGUUGGAGAGUGAUAUGAGGAUGCCACAAUGAUUUACACCAAGGGAGCCUCAAGGAGCAGGGCAGAACAACAGCUGCAUGAGUAUUGAUUCCUAAUUCUAUUUGCAGGAGAAAACAACUCCUACUAGCACGAUAACACAUGAGAGGGUUUCUUCCAGAGGGACUUGAAGUUCCCAUUGCACCUGAUAGUCAGAAAAGAAGAGAGAGCCUUCCUUAGGUACCAUAUGCUUCAUGACACCAGGAAGGGUUGUAGCUCAGUGGUAGAACACAUGAUUUGCAUGCAGAAGGUUCCAGGUUCAAGCCUUGAAAUCUCUAAGCAGGGCUGGGAAAGGCCUCUGCCUCAAACUUUGGAAAUCCAGUGUCAGUCCAUGUAGACCAGGGUUUCCCAAACUUGGAUCUCCAGUUGUUGUUGGACUACAACUCCCAUCAUCCCUAGCUAUGAGGGUGAUGGAAAUUAUAGUCCAAAAAACAGCUGGAGACCCAAGUUUGGGAAACCCUGGUGUUGACAGUACUGAGCCAGAUGACACUAGCAGUCUAUUAUUAUUAUUAUUAUUAUUAUUAUUAUUAUUAUUAUUAAUUCAUACCCCGCCCACCUGGCUGGGUUUCCCCAGCCACUCCGGGCGGUUCCCAACAGAACAUUAAAAACAUGAUAAAACAUCAAGUAUUAAAAACUUCCCUAAAUAGGGCUGCCUUCAGAGUCUUCUAAACAUCAGAUAGUUGUUUAUUUCCUUGACAACUGAUGGGAAGGCAUUCCACAGGGCGGGCGCCACUACCAAGAAGGCUCUCUGCCUGGCCAAGGGCUUCAUGCUAUAUUGCUCUGUUUUGCUCUGUCUUAAUUUGCAUUGCUCCAUUAGCCAACAUGGCAACUGAACUAAAAAGAGGUGAUAAAUUGCAUGGAAAAAGAGACGCAGGGAAGGUAAAGAACAGUCUGUUUAGUAACACCGCAUUGGUCCUCAAAGGGCAGCUUGAUUAAUUAUGGCAAUGUGCAUAAACUUUCAUUCUGGAAUCAUAGUUUUUGCAUGAGGCAUUGACUACAACCAUUAAUAGAAAAGGCGCUAAGGUUAUAUCGUACUGCCUUGUGUUGUGUGGAACAAACUUUUGCACUGAAGUGCCUCAUAAUUAUGGAAGUGAAUGAUAAAACGCCUCUUCAUUUUAGAUGGUCUGUGAACCUAGCAAUGUCCCUCGUGAGCCUUUAUUUCCUUGAGCAGGACUUCAAUAUAGCAGCUCUAUGGCAACCACCCUGUUUACUGGCAGGCAUUUGCGACUUUCUAAACUGCACCUAGCUUCUGGGAGAGCAAAAGAAACAGAAAUGCAUCCUGUUUGCUGUGUGCCAACCUGUAACUUAUUAAGCCUGACAAAUGGAUAUUUUCUUAAAGGAUCUCUUAGAGCCUUCUCAGAGGGACAUCUUCAAUCACUUGACAAGGACGAAAACAACCAUGGCAGUCCCUUUUAAGAGCGCACUGAAAGGUAAGGCAUUCUGGGUUGACUUGCUACAUCACCAUCAGAGAGCCAAUCAUCUGUUGUGGCCAAAUCCCAAUCUGUACAAAAUUACUGAAGAGUUGAUCUAUUUUGUUAGGAAAGCUUAUGUACUGCUUAAUCAAAAGGAACAUCCAAGUGGUGUUAUGUUACUGGUAUCGAUGUGUUCCCAUACAUCUUCAUUGAAUUACAUGUUUAAAGUUUUCUUGGUACAUGCUGAAUUUGCACAGUUGCAGCCCUGCAUAUUCAAAUAUAUUGGAUGAAGUGUUGCUAUUACUUUUUUAAAGGUGGGUUUGGGGAAGAGAGUGAUCCUUGAGAUGGGACUAUAUAGCACCUGUGUUUAUCUUAUGCCAAAAGAAAUUAAUAGAAGUUACCAUAUUCUCGGAGGCAGGAGGGCGGUCAUGGAUGCAAAGGCAUAAAUUCACUUUCAUUGAAAGACUUUCAUACUGAAGAAGGAAUAGAACUACGGCCAGAAAGAUGGCUUCUAUCCAAACUAAACAAAAAUGUUUUGCACCUAUUUUUUGUGGAGUUCAAAAAAAACAAGAAAGUGGAGAAUGACCACUGAAUGACCAUAGAAUGUGUAGUGCACGCAGCCCCACUUCCUUGCAUGAUUAUACUCAGCAGAUCACAUAAAAAAUUGCCAUAGACAUUUGUCCCAAUUCAGCAGUAAAUAGCAGGUUUUCCCAGGGGAAAGUGGUGGGAAAAGUGGAAGUGUGGGUGAGCCAUAGGUUGGAAAUAUGCAUUGUGAAAUAUGGAGAGCACAAAUUUUGAAGCGCUGCUGUGUUUCAGUUAACGAAUUGUUUGGGAAAGUGCAGAUCAUGUUGGUUCAUCUUCAAAUGCAAACUGAAUUUAGUUUUCUCCUGGUUCCUAGGCCCCACCAAUGGGCAUGAGAAUUUUGAAGCAAAAUCCAAUAAUUUGAAGGUUCUGUGUUGACAGUUCCAACCUGAUAAUCUGGCAACCCUGGUUUGUAUUCCUUAAUCAACCAAUAUCCUUGCAGCCAGAAUUAAUUUCCUUCUUUCUUUAUAUAUUGGAAAGCACAAUGGUUUGUUUUAGAAGAGAGAGUUCACUGUUAUUACUGCAAAAGUUGUUGAAGCACAAAAGCAAACCCUUCCACAUGUUAGAGCAAUGUUUUCCUUUUCACUGAGGUCUGAAGGACAAAACCAGAAGAACGCUCGGUGUGUUUUUUUGAUAAGGUUUCUGGCAAUGCUUUCACUUGAAGUAGAGGUUUGGGGUAACUCAUAUUACUUUUGAUGUUUAUUUAUUUUUAUCUCAGUGGUUUCUAAGUGUUACAUUUUGGUUCGAGUAGGCAAUGAAAAUCUUCAAAAUUUCAGCCCGAUUGAUAGUUAAAAAGGUAAAGGGACCCCUGACCAUUAGGUCCAGUCAUGACUGACUCUGGUGUUGCGGCGCUCAUCUCGCUUUAUUGGCCGAGGGAGCCGGCGACUAAGCUGCUUCUGGCGAACCAGAGCAGUGCACGGAAAUGCCGUUUACCUUCCCGCCAGAGCGGUACCUAUUUAUCUACUUGCACUUUGAUGUGCUUUCAAACUGCUAGGUUGGCAGGAGCAGGGACCAAGCAAUGGGAGCUCACCCCGUCACGGGGAUUCGAACCGCCGACCUUCUGAUCAGUAAGUCCUAGGCUCUGUGGUUUAACCCACAACGCCACCCACAUCCCAGUGAUUGAUAGUUACCUGGGUGCCAAAAUUACCUGGGUGCCAAAUAGGUGAGUCCACCCCACUGGCAGAGGAAGAGGGGAGCGGGGGGAGCGCACCGCCCCCAGCAGCACGAUCCCAGUGGGGUGCCAUCGUGACUGCCCCCCGCCUGUGUGGGCACCACACCCCUGCGAGCAGCGCGCCACACCCCCACCUGCUCUCUGCUCCCCAGUGCUGGAGCAUGAAGCUCCGCCACUGGUCCACCUCAUCCUCAGCAGGCUUGCUUCUUAGGGAUUUGUAGCUCUCUUUGAGUGGCUUCAGAAGCCUCAUAUGGAAACUGCCCAGAGAAAUUGGUGUUAUGGGACCAGCGUCAUCCAAGUCUCCUCCAAAAACAUGAAAUAAACCCAUGACCAACAGUUCUUCAUGGCUUAACAAGGUCUGUGGCUCCAUAAUGUGAACUUUCUCCAUUAGCCUCCUUACUCAGCACGGUGAGUGAUGGCUAACAUGCAAGGGUCAUGGGGAGGGUAUGUAACCACAAUUCACUGAUAUUCUUCUCACCUUUGUCUGCCUUAACACAAGAGAGUUCUGCUGGAUCAGACCAAAGGCCUACCUACUCCAGCAUCCUGUUCUCACAGUGGCCAGCCAGAUGUCUUACUGAGGAACUUAAAGGAUCCAUUAGAAGUGCAUCACUUCUGCCACUCUCCUCUUUCUCACAAGCAACCUUUAAGUUGCUAUGCUUUCACUUGGCUUCUGCAUUAUUUGCUUCCCCUAAAAAUGCCUAGGCUUGGGCCUUAGUGUGUUGUAGUAAUGAAGGUUGCCAUUCUAUGUGACCUAGCUACCCUGGAUUGGUUCACUGAUAGCAGCUUCAGAAAGGAAGCUGUUCCCAGUCAUGGAGAGAAAGCCACUAGAACAGUCAUGAGGAACCUGUGGCCCUCUCAGGUGUUGCUGGACUCCAGCUCCCAAUCGUCCCUGACAUUUUCCCAUUCUGAAUGGCGCUGAUCAAACUUUUGAGUCCAAUUAUAUGUGCAGGCCAUUGGUUCUGCAUAUCUGCGCUAGACCCAUCAGCCCAGAUAGGUAAGGGUGGAGCUGAUGAGAGGCUGCAAGCUCUCAGAUUCCUCCUGAUGGCAUCUAAGCCUCAGAAAGAACUAUGAAAAAGAGGGAGAGAACCAGCCUGAAAUGGCCUCCUGAGGAAGGAACUGCUGGGGACUGGCUAUGUGCUAUCUAUUCCCCCCUUCCCAGGAUGAACCCAGCUUCUCUGAUUUGAAGCAAAUGAGGUGAAGUUGUCCUGAGUUCCGAGGGGUUUGGGACCCAGAAAAUGUGACACCUGCCUUUAAAACAGGGUUGGGGAACCUGUGCCCCACUUCAUCCCUGAUCAUUGACCAUGCUGCUGUGAGUCGUAGUCCACAACCUCUAGAGGGUGCCACAUUGGCCGGAAGAACUUCUAGGCCAGGGCUAGGACCAGAAAUCUGUAUCUAGCUGCCCCACGUUGUAACCUAUGAGAAGUACAGUUGCUGGCCGCAAAGUAGGCUAUGGAUUGGCUCCACCCCAUUGGGUUGUCUUGGACAGGAAGACCUAUAAAAGGCUUGUCAUUUGGGCUGGGAUCCUGCCUGAGUAGCAAAGCCUUCCUGGCUUGAUUCCUCAGCUCUGACUCAACUCCUGGCUCACCUUGCUCAGCUGCCGACAGCUGUCAGACAGCAUCCAGAUGAAGGGAGCAGAAUCCAGAGCCUGUGCCUGGUGGAAGGAAAGAGACUACCUCUUCCAUGACUGACAUAGCUGUGGGUGCGCGAACUUCUUUCGAGGUGAAACCUGGAACUUCUUUAAAGUUCUAGGAGCAGAUAGCUGAGAAAUCUGAAUUGCAUUUUCAGUUCUUCUCUCCCUCCUCUUUUUAGCAGCCGACUGAGCUGCCUUCUGGAGAACAGGAAGGUCAAGCUCUGCUUUAGUUCAUCCAGGAAGCAGAUGUGCUGGUUGCCACCCAGGUGGUGGGGGUUACGAAAACACUGUCUGCAGCGAUUGGGCUUGGCGGCUGUGGGCUGCGGAAGCGCCGCCUCUGCCUCGGGGAGAGAAUGCUCUUCGAGCCAGAAAGAUCAUUAGCUUUUGCUCAGAGCGGCCUCCUUUUCAUGAGCCUUCUUGUGAGGGGCUUCUUCGAAAUCAGGCAGGGCAGGAUGGCGCUGGUGGCAGAUACUGCUGCUGCUGCUUGCAGGGUCCCCACAUGGAGCUGUUGCCAUCUGAGAGCUUCAGGAGGCAAAUAAGACAUCCCGGGCACAGAUGGAUCUAUGAGGCUGCAUAUUGUUAGAAGCUUGGCGCCUUGCCCAAGAAGACACAGAAAACAGAUGUUGCUCCGAUGGCGAUCCAAUGGAUAAGCUGUAUGCACGCAUGCUGCCAGCUCUGAUGUCAGCUUCCUUCUCACUCCUCAGGGUCUGAGGCAUUUGGCUCUCAGCCUGCAGUGGAGGCUGCGAAAGCUGAGCAGCUCCCACUUGCUCUGGGUGGGUAAACAGGGAGGGGAAGGACUGUGUUGGAGCAUCUGCUUUGCAUGCAGAAGGUCCCAGGUUCCAUCCAUCCCCAGCAUCUCCAGUUUGGACUGGGAAUGGCUCCUGUUGGAAACCCCCAAAGAGCCACUUUCAGUCAGCAUAGAUUUCAGACCAGGCAAAAGUGUGUAUGGCAGGGUAUGCUCAGCAAAACCCUGUUUCUUUGGAGCAAGACAAACCAUGAGACCAGGUUUGCACGUAAUGCUAAGCCAAACCUAAUAAUAAUAAUAAUAAUAAUAAUAAUAAUACCCCACCCAUCUGGCUGCAUUUCCCCAGCCACUCUGGGUGGCUUACAGAUUAUAUAAAACAUAGUUUUGCUCAGUGCUUUUUUUCUAAAAAAAUGUUUAGGGGUACUCUCAUUUUGACUCAAGAAAAUCACCAUUUUAUAGUUCAAAUCAGGAAAAAUAAACACAGUAAAUGGACAAAAGUACAAAGGUUCACAAAAUGUUUAGGGGCAUGAGUCCCCCUGCGUCUCCCCAGAAAACAAGCAGUGGUAGCAGCAAGGCCAGGUUUUUGCUCUGCAUUGCCACAUGCUUGCUCAUUCACACUAAUCCAUAGGUUGUCUUAGCAUUAUGUCUGAAUCAGGCCACUAUUUCAGACACCAGUCUUCUCCUCCCAAUAUGCUUCAGGCAGCAAAUCGCCCUCAUGUAUCUUUAACAGAGUCUCACACAAAAGUUUGUGCACUUAUCCAUUCAUUGCCAAUUAAAAGAAGGAAACUUGCUUUUAAAAACUGCAGAAUUGUCCCCAGUAUGAGGAGGAGGUUUCUGGGUGAUAUCAUGGGAAACAGGGGCAGGGUGGAAUUCUCCUUUGAACUCAGUGCCUGGGCUCCUGCUUUGAACUGACAGGCGCAUUUCUCCCCAAGGGCUUGAGAAAGGCGCAUUUGGACUGGAUUCGGCGAGAGUGCGUCUAGAGCUGCCCUACUGCUCUCACAAUAUUUAAUAAUGAUGAUAAUGACAUGUGUUCCUUCACCGUAAUGUAAAGUACAAGCCAAGCACUCAAUAAACAGGUUAUUUGGCAUAGCUCACAGCUAAGGUUGUGAGCCUAUAGAACCGGUUGCUGUCAUUCCCGGUAAACAAGCACCUGUUUCUAAUUAGCCUGGAAGGGAGAGAAAAUCUUACAAAAGCCACCCCUCAAGCAUGCUGGCUGGAGGCUGCUGGUCCUUUGCCUCGGAGGAAACACAGAUAGGAACAAUCUUGGAGGAAAGAGCGUCACUCUAUCAUGGCAAGCAGACAGCUUUUCUGUAUGAUAGAGUGGCAGUGGUGAAAUAAACUCUGAAACAUGGUCCCUCCAUUUCUUCAUCCCCGACGCAGGCCUUAAGAGGAAUCUGGGCCACACACACCCAUCUCAGCAAGAGUUGCUGAGUUCAAGGCCAUGCUGGAUUAGCAUUCCUGAGUGAUGAAUGAGGGGUUGAAGUGUUUACUUUGAACACUGUGAUCUGUGUCUGAAUCUACUAGGCAUUAAAAUCUUUCAGGUUUCUGAAUCCGUGCUGCAAUUGCAGAAGCGGGAGGUGGCAGCCCUUGCAUUUCGGAAUUUAGACUGUAAUCCAAUAUCCACUUACCUGGGAAUAAGCCCUGUUGAACUGAGUGGAAUUGACUAGGAGACAGGUGUAGGAUUGUGCUGUUGUGGUAGGCAUUUUAAGCCCUAGUCGCUGAUAUUAAUUGGCGCCUAAAGUGGCACGAGAGACUGCUGAGAGACUGUGACUGGUUCAAUGCCACCCAGUGAACUAUGUGGCCAAGUGGGGAUUUGAACCCUGGUCUCCCAGGUCUUAGGCCAACACUCUAACCGCUACGCUACACACUGCUGUAGUGUGGGAGAGCUCUGCCGGAAAACCUAGAUAGGUGCUGCCAGUCAGAAUAAACAAAAAUGCACUUGACUUGACUUAUAAAUACCUUCACUUGGUGUAAGACAGCCUCUCUCUGUUCCUAAAAGUAGAUUAGGUAAAUUUAUGGCAGAUAAAGCUAUCUAUCAGGCAUGGUGGCUGGGUGGAACUCCUUUGUUCAGAAGUAGCAUGCCCUUGAUUACCACUUGCUUUGUGGCAAAUAGCAGGGUGGGGCUAUUGCCUUGGUGUCUUGUGGGCUUUCUGCAUCUCCAACAAUGGUUGGCCAUUGUGGGAAGCAGCAGGAUGGGCUUGUCUUACUUUCUUAAUUGUUGUAGCCCAGCAGACCAGGUUUUUCCUGAGGCAGAGUGAUGUUCUGAGCAAAGCAGGAGGAUGAAGGGCAUCACCAUUUCACUUGUAAGCCAGCUGACAGUCCUCUUGCCAAAAGGCCUUACAGGACACUUCCAGGCUCUAGGAACGUCUGUAAUUAUCCCACUUCAUUUUGUCCUUGUUUAUCUGGUUCCCCCACUGGAAUAGUUCUCACAGGGAAGUGAAUAACAUAUCUAGAAAGAGCUGUGGAACCUAUGGCUCUCCAGAUGUUGUUGGACUCCAGCAUGGCCAAUGGUCAAGAGGGGAUGGGAGUUGCAGGUUAUCAACAUCUGGAGGGGGAAUUUGUACUGCAGCAGUUUCCCCAUUUGUUGCUUUUAUAGAAGAUGAGAAUCUCUCUCUGGUGUUGCGGACAAGGAAGAGGAUGAGAGAUAAGGAAAGGGGGCAUAUCAUGAAGAGAUAAUGAAGACUAGGCCUCCUCUAAUAUAUGUCAUAGGGAACCAGGAGAUUUACCCUGGUGUAGGCAGAUGCAAUCUUGUUUGAAUGAUAAUUAGUGGAUCCUAUUUGGGGGGGGGGAGCUAUUUCUGGAAGAAGAAAAUUGGUUCUUUAAAAACAAAGCUUCUGGAUUCAAUUCUCCACUAUUAUCUUAAGGUCAAAACAAAUCAGAGUAACCUCUAAAUUCAGCUGUGGCUUUUUUUUUCUACCAAGAAGUGAAAGGAAGGUAGAAAUGUCAUCCAAAUAUGAGAUCAGGACAUUUCACAUUUUGAACACUCCCAUGAACUUUGGAUUGGAAAUUCUAUAUUGUCUUCCUGGAAACAAAUUCAAUAUAUCCUCAAAUUGACAUGGAAGCAUGAGCUCAUUUGGACUUCUAUAAAAGAGGAACAGUAUAAAGAGCAGGGUUAAUCAUUACUGUCAAAAACAAAUGGAUGAUCAUUCAGCAGUUGUCUAUUAGAAAUGAGCAGCAGAGUGCACUAAGCUUUGAAAAUCUGGCAUAUUCAGAGGAUGAAUGGGUAGCUCAAAUCCUCAGUUAAAACAACAGUUUUGUAUGUGCCUUCUACAUCCCAGAGUGUGCAGUUCCUUGCUGUAAGUUGGGGAAAGGGAAGAUCUGGCCCUCCAGAUGUUUUAUUCUUUUUAUUCUUUAAUUUUUAUACUGCUUAACACCAAAAUAGUCAUUCGACUCCAACUCCCAACAUCCCUGACCUUUUGCCAUGCUGGCUGGGACUGAUGGAAGCUGAAGUGCAACCUAAUUUGUAAGGCAAUUCUUAAGGUAUCCUGGACCUAAGUUCAUAGCUGUCAACGUUUCCCUUUUUUAAAGGGAAAUUCCCUUAUUCAGAAUGGGAUUCCUCGCAAGAAAAAGGAAAAGUUGACAGCUAUGCCCAAGUUAUUAAGGGCUUGUAAAUUUACCAGCUUGCCAUUCCAUCCUGUGUGCUAUAAUUUUAAACUGAAAACAGAGCUGAUGAAACAGAGACGUUAUAGGCUGGUGAUUAAGGAACAGAACACUCAGCAUUCCUGGCUUCCAUAGCAGAAUUCCAAGGAUCUCUUUGGGGGGAGGUCUCCCCACCCCCACCCCGAAGAUGACAAGAAUAUACCACAUAUUAUGUGAGCCUGAAUUGUAGCUGAAGGCAAUCUUGACAAAAGGUUCUCUCUAUGGAAAGGCUUACAGUUUUUUGUUUUUUGUUUUUGCUCCAGCUACAGGGCUUCACUGGGAUCGAGGGAUAGCUGCAGAAUAAUUUAACACAAGGUUUUUAAGAGCUUUUUUUUUAGGAAUCCACAAGAAAAGAGCCAUUGAAUAGGGAUGCUGGCAUAAGCAUAAUAAUGGAAGUGACAUAGAAACAUAGAAUUGUAGAGUUGGAAGAGACCCUGAGGGUCACCUAGUCCAACCCCCUGCAAUGCAAGAAUCUUCUGCCCAACGUGGGGCUCGAACGCAUUACCUUGAGAUAAAGAGUCUCAUGCUCUUCGGACUGAGCUCUAUCCCAUUACAUGUGCAGAAGAAGAGCACUUCAAUAUUUGCAGCUAUGUUUACUUGAACUUCAUCAUCUAGGGAACGGUUCAGACAUGCUAAAUCACAUUUUCCAGGCAUCUGCUUUGCCUCUGUAUUUAAGGAAGCAAUACAGUAAGUAGUCACAUGGUGACAAUUUCAAAAAUGGCUCAUGUUUCUUCUCAUGCUGACCUGCCACAUGAAGGCUAAAAAGCAACAUGCAGCCCUAAGAUGAACCACAUACAUUACAUCCUUCAGACAGUGAGUGAAGGAUGAUACUCCAAAAUAUGAGUUUUAUGGGGCCUAAGUGCAAUGGAGGCAGCAGGGAGGGAGGGGCAUAAGAACCCUUCACUCCCAGUUCCUGUUUAUCUGUCGAUACCUGUUUCUAUAUUUUUUUUAAUAGAGCAGUUUUGUGCAAGAGCCGACUUGUGCAAAGCCUCCCUAUUAAAAAUAAUUUUAAAAGGUUGGUUUAUCUUCUAAAUAAAUGAAUCUGCCCUCAGUGUGCAGCAAUUUGAAAUAGGCACACUUAAUCACUCACAUUACAGUGGUACCUUGGGUUAAGUACUUAAUUCGUUCCGGAGGUCCGUUCUUAACCUGAAACUGUUCUUAACCUGAAGGACCACUUUAGCUAAUGGGGCCUCCUGCUGCUGCUGUGCUGCCGGAGCACGAUUUCUGUUCUCAUCCUGAAGUAAAAUUCUUAACCCAAGGUACUAUUUCUGGGUUAGCGGAGUCUGUAACCUGAAGUGUAUGUAACCUGAAGCAUAUGUAACCCGAGGUACCACUGUAAUGUAGUCAGCCCCAAAUUCUUUUGUGUGUGUUCACACACACACACAUACUUUCACCCUGUAUGUCAUAGUGGGCAACCCUCAACCCUCUCUAACAUUGCCAUGGUUGAGUGGGGUGGCCUUCAACAGUAAGGGCAAGAUGAAUUGGAAUAGCAGUCAAUGCAAUAGAUUCCUCACACUUGGCAAAAUUUGAAUUCUCAUCAAAGCAGGAACUUUGAUGCUACGUUGAUAGUCAAUUUUAUUAUUGUUGUUGUUAUUCAUCAUUUACAACUAGCUUAGUAAAUUGUUGGCAAUUUUGAAUUGAAUUAGCCGACAAACAACAAACAGUAUAUAUAUAUUUUCUAAAUUAUUCCAAAAUCCAAGAGCCAGGCACUUAGAAUUUUGAGACAUUUCAAACUAAGCAAUUUCCCCCAUCAAAGCUAGUCAAGGUUCACUGGGGCAGGAUUUGAAGAGGGCGGUUUUAAAUUGGAAAAGUCAAAGGAAUUGAAAGGGCUAUUCUGUUCUUGAAUCUGGGCCUCUGAAAGACCCACUUGUUCCAAUCGGUCUCUCCCAAUUUGCAGACCUGAAAGAAACAAGUUGAGCUUUGCUGGGACAGUUUUUCAGGAGGCACUGAAGCAUUCAGCACAUGUUGGGAUUUGAGCUCAUGUAAGCAGGUUCUAUUUGAAUGUAGUCAGCCAGAACAGGAAGCUUUGACAACCUUAUCAAGCCAAGCUGGACUUUGGGCUGAAGCCACCGCAGUAUUAACACUGAGAACGCUGGACCAGCCUGGCCGAUCCCAUUCAUUGAUGGCUCCAAAACUUUGCACUGUGUUUAUUACGAGUUCCAGGGAGAAGCUGAUUUAAACCAAAGCUGGCUGCUUGCUCCGUGGGAGGCAGGGUUGUGAUUGCUGGCGUCUGAGGCUAUCAAGCCGAGCAAGCGAGAGAGACAGAGAAGGGGAGCCCAGAGCCACCAGCCUGGUUCUUGUGGGGAGUCCAGGCAGGAAGGAAAAGCUGCUGUGUUUAUUUAUAUGGUUUUCACCAUGAAGGAUAACAAAUUUACACAAAACCUCAGUGCAUAAGACAGCUGCCAAUGCUUAAAACAGAAUUAUUGUUUCAUUAAACAGUGAAAACAAGCAGAGCGCCAAAGACAGCAGUGGGCUGUUAUAGUAGAGGAGCCAGCGUGAUCAGCGCUGCCCGGUGAAACUAUUUCGCAGGGUGCAGCCAUUUAUUUGUGUGUUUGUUUCCUUCCCUUUCUGGGAAAUUCUCCUUUCUCACAUCAGAACUUGCAGGUUUCACAGGCAUCUUCUUACUAAUUCUUUUAAAAAUGGAACUGUCUUUAUUAAAAAGACAGGGAGGCCCAUAUUUCUGGUCUGGAAUGGAGUAAAUGUACAUUUGGAGGAGCUUCUUGGUGUGAAAAGCAGCUGUGUGUGUGUGUGUGUGUGUGUGUGCGCGCGCGCGCAUAUUGCAGUUUGAAGGGAGAGUUUUCAGUGGAAACACUAAUGAAGGAAGGGUUAAGCACACUCUCCCCCUACCACUUUUCUUCUUCAAAUUGCCCUCUCAUGAACCUGCGUUUCCCGUCCUGGAGUGGCCGUUGGGGGUUUGGUGCACAAUCCUACUUUUAUACUGUAACUGAGCCAGAGAGUGACCUAUUGGUGAUGCAUAGCAUGAGCCCAAUCACGGAUGGCAUCAUGUCCUGCUUGUAAAGCUCAGUUAUUUUAAGAUGAUGGCAGAUAUGAAAUAAGCCUGAGGCUUCUUUGGAGAGGAAGUGAUGCCUGGCUUUUGUUUUUGUUUUUCUAGGGACCAGGGAAAUAUGCUUUCAGUUUAUUCAAGGACUUAAUGCAUGGAUACUGAGUUGGGGGAUGCAGGAAUGCAUGAUCCAUUGAGAGCUCAGUUGGAAAAUACAGCCAUAUUAUCAAUCCAUUUUAGCAAAAAAUAAAAUAAAAAAAUACAAGGAGCCCAGUGACUCCUUAUAUACCUUAUUGUGUGCACACCUCUUUACACCAAACACGUUAUUUGGGCCAGAUUUUAAAGUUGAAGGAAGGAAUAUACAGAACCCAGUUGAGAUUAGAAAUUGUUUCCAGAGGUACUUUAAACAACUAUAUACACAAGGGCCACAGAAAGAAAUUGAUGUAGACCGAUUUUUGAAAACAAAUGGAUUACAAAAAAUCUCUCAAGAAAAUAAAUUAAUGCUGAACUAUAAAAUAACUGAACAGGAGGUGGAAGGUGCCAUUCAGAAUAUGCAACUAGGUAAAUCUCCAGGACCGGAUGGACUGACUUCUAGAUACUACAGAUCCUUGAAGGAAUGGCUAGUACAACCUUUAAAGGAAGUCUGUAACGAAAUAAUGGGUGGGAAAAGGGCACCAGAGUCGUGGAAAGAAGCGUAUAUUACACUUGUACCGAAAAUAGAGACUGAAAAGACCCAGCUUAAGAACUACCACCCCAUAUCACUGCUCAAUGUGGAUUACAAAAUCUUUGCAGACAUUUUGGCUAAAAGACUAAAAAGAGUCCUAAUGGAAGAGAUACAUAAAGAUCAAGCAGGCUUUCUCCCGGGUAGACAUUUGUCUGACAACGUGAGAAACAUAAUCAAUAUUUUAGAAAAACUACAAGUGAAUAUAAAUACCAAGGCAGUUUUGAUAUUUGCGGACGCGGAGAAAGCCUUUGACAAUAUUUCUUGGAGUUUCAUGAAGAAGAACCUACAGGGGAUGGGGGUAGGCCAAGGCUUUGAAAACGGUAUAAGUGCAUUUUAUUCAGAACAAAAGGCUAAAUUAAUUGUAAAUAACGUGGUGACGGAGGAAUUUAAGAUAGAAAAAGGGACACGACAAGGUUGCCCAAUCUCCCCAUUGCUAUUUAUAUCGGUCCUGGAGGUCCUGCUGAAUAUGAUUAGAAGGGACCAAUUGGUUAAAGGUAUACAAGUCGGAGCUAAACAGUACAAAUUGAGAGCAUUUGCAGAUGACUUAGUAUUGACAUUGCAGGAGCCAGAAUCUCUAAAAGGGUUUUGGAACUGAUUCAAGAAUUUGGUCAGGUUGCAGGAUUUAAAUUGAAUAAGUUAAAAACAAAGGUCUUAGAGAAAAACUUAACUGUGAUUGAGAAAGAGAGGUUUCAGAAUGAGACAGGUUUAACAGUGGUUAAGAAAGUGAAAUACCUGGGGAUUAACAUGACAGCAAAAAUGGGAAUCUAUUUAAAGACAAUUAUGAAAAAUGCUGGGCUGAAGUGAAAAAAGACUUAGAAAUUUGGUCAAAUUUGAAGCUUUCACUGCUAGGCCGUAUUGCUGCGAUAAAAAUGAAUGUAUUGCCUAGAAUGUUAUUUCUCUUUCAAACGUUGCAAAUUUUGGACAAAAUGGAUUGCUUCAAGAGGUGGCAGAGAGAUAUCUCUAGAUUUGUCUGGCAGGGCAAGAAGCCUAGAAUAAAAUUUAAAAUACUAACGGAUGCAAAGGAAAGAGGUGGAUUUGCCCUGCCAGACCUUAAACUUUAUUAUGAAUCAACAGCUUUCUGCUGGCUGAAAGAAUGGCUGCUUCUUGAAAACACAGACAUUUUGGACUUAGAAAGUUUUAAUAAUGUAUUUGGAUGGCAUGCAUAUUUGUGGUAUGAUAAGGUCAAAGCACAUAAAGCAUUUAAAAAUCAUAUUGUCAGGAAAGCAUUGUUUAAUGUCUGGAUAAGAUAUAAAGACCUACUGGAUAAUAAAACCCCAAGGUGGCUGUCACCGAUGGAAGCGAAAGCUCUGAAAAAGCUCAAUAUGGAGGCCAAAUGGCCGAAAUAUUGGGAAAUUCUGGAACAAGAGGGAGAUAGACUGAAAUUGCAGAGCUUUGAGAAACUAAAAAACAAAGUGCGAGAUUGGCUUCAUUAUUAUCAGAUAAUGGAGGCAUACAAUUUGGAUAAGAAAAUAGGCUUCCAGGUGGAAAAAUCAAAAUUAGAAACAGAACUGUUAGAACCCAAAACCAAGAUUUUGUCAAAGAUGUAUAACUUGCUGUUGAAAUGGAAUACUCAGGAUGAAACGGUUAAAUCUGCUAUGAUUAAGUGGGCACAAGAUGUUGGACAUAACAUAAUGAUGGCUGACUGGGAACAGUUAUGGACCACAGGUAUGAAGUUUACGGCAUGUAAUGCCUUAAGAGAGAAUAUUAUGAAAAUGAUAUACAGGUGGUACAUGACACCAGUCAAGCUUGCAAAAAUCUAUCACUUGCCCGAUAAUAAAUGUUGGAAAUGUAAAGAGACUGAAGGUACAUUCUUUCACCUUUGGUGGACAUGCCCAAGGAUUAAGGCUUUCUGGGAGAUGAUCUAUAAUGAAAUGAAAAAGGUAUAUAAAUAUACCUUCCUGAAGAAACCAGAGGCCUUUCUCCUGGGCAUGGUCGGCCAAUUGGUGCCAAGGAAGGACAGAACUUUCUUUAUGUAUGCCACAACAGCAGCAAGAAUACUUAUUGCAAAGUAUUGGAAGACACAAGAUUUACCCAUUCUGGAAGAAUGACAGAUGAAGGUGAUGGACUAUAUGGAACUGGCGGAAAUGACUGGCAGAAUCCGAGACCAGGGAGAAGAGUCGGUGGAAGAAGAUUGGAAGAAAUUUAAAGACUAUUUACAGAAAUAUUGCAAAAUUAAUGAAUGUUAGAAUGAUGUCAGAAUGAAAUUAAGUGGUCUUAGCAGCAAUGUUAUAAAGGUGUAUGUACAAAUGGAUUCUUAACAGAUGAGAAUCUAAAGUUAUAAUAUGUUAAGUUAAAGGAUUAAGACAAAAACAAAGAGGGAAAGGAAUUGCUGAAUUAACUAAUAGAACUGGAAUACAAAAAAGAGAGGUGUGAGGAAGUCAGGGAAGUAAGGAAAUGAAAUGUAAGUUAUGGAAAGAACAAUGUGUUUUUGUUUUUUUAAGUGUUUUCUAUUUUCUAUUUUUUUAUUUUUUAUUUCUUUUUCUUUUUCUUUUUUAUAUAUGUAAUUUUUUCUUUGAAACUUUAAUAAAUAUCAUUUUAAAAAAAAAGAAAAAGAUUUUAAAGUUGUCCCCUGGAGUAGGAAAAGUGAUUUCAAUGGUUAUUUAGUAUCUGCUAUCCUAUUAUGUAAUGUUGUCAGGGAUGGGGGGGCUAUAGGCUAGCUAGGAAGCAGCAAAAAAUACUGUGUAUGCAGCAAUCUGUGAGAUCUCAUAUAGAAUCAUAGAAUUGUAGAGUCUGAAGGGACCGCAUGGGUCAUCUAGUCCAACCCCCUGCAAUGAAGGAAUCUCAGCAUAUAAUAAUAAAAUUUAAUCAGGUAUCAAGUGAGGCUGAAGAACCAAUACUGGAAAUCGGUCAGCAGGCAAGAGUAGAAAAUGCCGUCCUAGGAGGACAAAUAGUCUGGCCUCCUGAUACCAGGCACCUGGUAUCCCAUUCCUUUCCUAAUAAUUUCAGGAAAAAUAGGAUCUGGGAUGUAUUAAGCCUUCUUCUUUAGAACUUCAGUCCUUUGGUAGCAUUUUUGCAUAGUCUGCAAUGGUCCUGAGUUGAUCAGCUUAGAGAGCUCCAAGGAUAGUCCCCUUGAGGUGUGAAAUUUUAACAACUGAGUGCUGUGCAAGUGGCUGAGUAGCUUAGGAAAAGUCAACACCCACUUCCUUCUUUACAAGCAUGUCUUAUAUUUCAUGGUUUCACAUGUGAUGUGCAGCACACCUCUAAUCACAUUUGCUCAGAAGCACAUUCCUUGAGAAUUAGGCCCAAGUAAAUGGUAUUGCAGUGCCGAUCAUACCUUCAGGGAUUUUUUACAGCCCAAGGGUACUUCUUCACAUAGCAAAAUUGUACUCUCAGGCACUGCUACAUCCUCAGGGGGCUUCAUAAGGAUUUGAUUCCUAUUAUUAUUAGCCGCUGGGUGAGCGUUGCUUUUGUUAGGAAUGUUGCUGGCUGUAAUAGUGAGCUCCCGUUGAUAAGGUAUCAGCUAACUGAGGUUAGGAGAUGGUCUCCUGAUAAGUGGAGGCAUCUCUUGAGCGUUGAGAAGCACCCAGUCAUCAUUACAGUUUGGAGAAGGACACAUGCACACACAGAUAAGUUUGUGGGCGGGUGUAGUGGAUGUGUUUGCAUAGAAACAUCAGGUGAUGCGUUUUGGAAGAAAUGGGCAGAGGUAGGCAAGAGAGAGAGAGAAUGGACACGGGUGGCGCUGUGGUCUAAACCACAGAGCCUAGGACUUGCUAAUCAGAAGGUCGGCGGUUCGAAUCCCCGUGACGGGGUGAGCUCCCGUUGUUCGGUCCCAGCUCCUGCCAACCUAGCAGUUUGAAAGCACGUCAAAGUGUAAGUAGAUAAAUAGGUACCACUCUGGUGGGAAGGUAAACGGUGUUUCCGUGCGCUGCUAUGGUUCACUAGAAGUGGCUUAGUCAUGCUGGCCACAUGACCCGGAAGCUGUCUGUGGACAAACGCUGGCUCCCUUGGCCUGUAGAGCGAGAUGAGCACGCAACCCCAGAGUUGUCCACGACUGGAUCUAACGGUUAGGGGUACCUUUACCUUUAGGCAAGAGAGAGGGAGAAAAAAUGAGCCAUGAGUUAGCUCAAAUCACCUGAGGACUGUCAGGCCUUUUUUUUUUGGAGAUAUGGGGUAGCAGAUCCACCUGAAUGAGUGCCUGUUCUUUCCCCCUCAACUUGUACUCAACAGUUGUACCUUGGAAGUUGAACAGAAUCCGUUCCGGAAGUCUGUUUAACUUCCAAAACGUUCGGAAACCAAAGCGUGUCUUCUGAUUGGCUGCAGGAAGCCACAGAAGCCCUGUCGGACGUUCAGCUUCCAAAAAUAGCUCAAAAACCAGAAGACUCACUUCUAGGUUUUGAUCGUUUGGGAGCUGAUUUGUUUGGGAGCCAAGGCAUUUGGGUUCCAGGGUAUCACUGGCAAAGGCCCAUGGGAGUAAGCAGCUGGGAGGGGCAGUUUGGAGGUUUAAAAUCAGCAGUGUGGAAAGGGCCAAGUCCUGCAGCAUGCAUCAAUCUCUCAGUGGGCUUUGCAGCCCGGAUACCCGAUUUAGUUUUUUAAAAAGAAAAGGUGUCUGAUGGGGUUGGUGGUUAUUACCUACCUUGAAUGAAGGUGGAAUCUAAACUGCAAUAAUGAAGAAAGGCUUUAACCUAUGUUGUGAGCAUUCAUCCUGAUUUUCUUGCACAAAGAUCACACAGUUUGAUUAUACAGAAUCUUUACAGUAGUACCUCGGGUUAAGAACUUAAUUCGUUCUGGAGGUCCGUUCUUAACCUGAAACUGUUCUUAACCUGAGGUACCACUUCGGCUAAUGGGGCCUCCCACUGCCACUGCGCCACCGCCACGCGAUUUCUGUUCUCAUCCUGAAGCAAAGUUCUUAACCCAAGGUACUAUUUAUGGGUUAGCGGAGUUUGUAACCUGAAGCGUCUGUAACCUGAGGUACCACUGUACUGAGCAUUCAUUGUGAUUUGCUUGCAAGGAGGUUAUACGAUGAUGAACAUUCCUUUUGCAUUCCUCCUAAUUUGUUUGCGGGUUGUUGGCAUGCAUUCCUAUGAAUGAUUCAUUCAUUUAUUCCACAUUUUCUGUCCAUUUCCCCAUCACUUUCUGAACUGCAAAGAAAUCUGUUUGUUUUGUAAAAGUGGAUUUGUUGCACUAGGCGACAUAGCGCUUUAAUCCACUUUAAUUGCGCAAACCUCAAUUUUCUGGCAUGCUCUUGAAUCCCAAUAUUCACCAUCCAGUGGCGCCCUAAAUCAAUGCACAUGGUCAACUUCCUGGGUCAAAUAAGCCUUAAAAGGCAAGUUUCAUAACAGUGCCACCUAGUGAUAUCUGCCGCCACAUGGAAUUGGCAUUUGCUCACGGGUAAUUUCAGGGCAAAUAAAAUUAGCAGCCGUCUAAUUUUUGUAGCAGGAGGACCGUUGGGUCUUUCAAUCCUGUGCCCUUUGCAGGCUCACCAUUCACUCCUCCUCAAUAACAUCAGCAGAGAGUUAAUGACAACCAGAUUCCAUGGACUUUUCAAACCUGGCAUGUAUUAUUAGGACACGCAAGCCGGGAAUGACAGCCGUGUGUCCGCUCCAGAAUUUGCGGCGCUUUUCUUAGAACAGUUUGAGAAGAACUCAAAUGUCUUCAGACUUAGCUCUGCUCUGAAACGGCGGUACCGGAAUUUCUCACUGGAGUCCUGGGGAAACGCCGUCUGGAUUGGUUGAUCCCCUUCUGAACGAUCCUGCCAGCCUAGCAUGUAAUUUUUAAUGCCGUGUUGUGUUUUCCUGGCUUGUUCUCCAAGCUCACAAAGGCGGCCUUUGUUCGGGCUGCUACAGCACUUCCUCUCCCUCUCUUUCUCUGACUGUUUGGAAAUUGGGCAGUCACUUAUAUCCAAGGUUUCACUGUCUGAUGGGCAUGGAGGAGUGUCUGUGCAGCAACAGCAACAGAAUACCACUUCAGGGGGAAACGAGCAAAACAGCUGUUGAAUGAUGCUUUAGGGGCAGAUCACUGCUGAAAGUGGUGAGGAUUUGUGAAAGGCGGGGCUCUUUGGCAGGGCUGGUUUCAGCAUCAAAGCACAGAGCAGCUCAGCCUUCGUUGUCUGCUCUGACUAGCAGCUGUAGUAAUCAAAGGUCUCAAAUGGAAAUGACAUUUACUUUUAAAAUGUCUGCAUCAUGCAGGUGUUAAAGGUGAAAAAGCACAGGGUGUUGAUGGUGGUCAACUGGCUACGUUACCACCCUCUGGAAUACGUUCAUGCUAUUAUGUGCCUCCUUCAUCUCUAUCCACAAUGCACAGGAUUGUUUGCACUAUCUACAAUCCCACUGUGGGUCAUGCUGAAGCUGCAUUGCUAACUCCCUUGGCACCAGAGUGAUGUGCCAUGCAUCCCAUUCAAUUGCACGGCCUUGUCUUAAAUGACCCUGAUAUUAUCUCCCAGUAUGUAUGUAUUUGCCAUGGAAAUGGUGGCAAUGUUCAAAGGGGCUUUAAAAGCGAUGUCUUCAAUUCCUCCUACACAAGGUGGGAGGGGGCAGAACUCCUAGUUGGUGGUCUAAACCCAGCUGCCCAUAUUGUGUAAUUCCAGAUUUUGAAGUUGCACAUGGUACAGGGUUCACAAGUUGCAUCUAAUGAAUCAGAACAGUGUGCCCCCCCCCACCAAGUGCAAUGCACUCCAGUUCAAGUAAUUGGCUAUUGACUAACCUUAGGACUCAGCUGUACAGCUGCAAAUAUAAUGUUUUAAAAGUGUAUUAUACAAAUAUGACACUAGAUGGCUAUGGUGAGUUUAUGGCAAAUUUUAUAUAUUUUUCAAAACGCUUUUUUUUUUAAAAAAAAACCCCACACAUUUUCACAGCAUUUUUUAUAUGUUUCUAGAUUCCAGUUUAGAUUUCAUUCUGGGAAUAGGGACGCUUUAGGAUCCUAGUAGCUAGGGAAACAAAUGACGUUGUAAGGUCUAGCUUGAUGAAUCUUAGGUGUUAGGAUUGUUCCUUUGGCUGGCAGUGCCACAAACAGCCAACGUUUAUCAUGGUUCAUUCACUGUGCAGCAAUGCUUCCUCUUCCACCGUUAGCUAUAGAUUAAAUGCUAAACUGCUGAGACAUUUUGCAUGGUGUUUGUCUGAGGCUUUUCUAGCUGCCUUUUUGAAAAGAAAAGAAAAAAAGUCUUAUUCCUGCUUUGCACUUCUUUCAUGCUCAUCUGUACCCAGCACACGCAUUGAGCUAUAUUUCCUCCCAAGUCCUUGGAAAAUGCUCUAUCCCUGCCACAGAAAGAAACCAUCUGGAUCCCCCCAAAAUGAGCAACAACUGUGGGUCUAUUAUCAUCUGAGAAGGCCCUUAGAGUAGAACCACACUUUAUUUAUCCAAGUUACAUUGCCAAACUUUGGGCAGUGCUUCUUCACUGUGACAAAACUAUGGGUCUGGAACUGUAGGUUGGGGCAAAAUGGAAGGAGGAGGCAGGCACAGACAAUGCUACAACUAUGUGACCUCCUCCAACUGCUCCUUUUAUAAAUAUCGCUCACUGGAUUCUGCUUUGCAGCAAAGAAGCAACACCUGAAUUCUGCAAACCUGACUUGGAAACCCCAUGUGUAGCUUCAGACCUAAGCUUCUCUGGCCUGGGGCCUGGCACCUGUCAACAGUUCUGAACAACUCCUUCCUUGGAGGUUUUUAAGAAGAGGUUGGAUGGCCAGGGCCGUCUUUACCUGGGGGUGCAAGGGGUGCAGGGCACCUGGGCGCUGAAUUCUGGAGGGCACCAGGCACCCACCACUGAAGCCGCUUAAGCUCUUAACUAUCUACCAGUUAUGAAAUAAUAAAUAAUUUUGAUCAAGCUAGAAAAACAAAAUACAUAUAUACCUAGGUAUUACCAAAAUGUAUACCUACUAAAAAAAUAUAUCCUUCCAGUAGCACCUUAGAGACCAACUAAGUUUGUUAUUGGUAUGAGCUUUCGUGUGCAUGAACACUUCUUCAGAUGCAUGCACAUGAAAGCUCAUACCAAUAACAAAUUUAGUUGGUCUCUAAGGUGCUACCGGAAUGAAUUUUAUUCAUUUAUUUUGUUUCGACUAUGGCAGACCAACACGGCUACCUACCUGUAACUAGAUGUAUACCUACUGUUUCACUACUGUUUCACCUACUGUUUGCACGCUCAUUUACCAAAGACACACCGCGCCAGCGGUGGUGCUUGUCAUUCACAAUGGUGCCGCUUGUCAGACUCAACGACGGCGCUCACAACGGUGAUGCAAAAGUUAAUUGGGGGGGGGCUAAACUAAAUUUGGGGGUGCUGGGUGGAUCUUUGCACCCCGGCGGCACAUAUGCUAAAGACUUGCCUGUGGAUGGCCAUCUGCCAUGGAUGCUUUAGCUGAAAUUCCUGCAUUGCUGGGGGUUGGGACUGGAUGACCCUUUGCGGUCCCUUCAACUCUACAAUUCUAUGAAUCUUUGGUUCUUUGAACCAGAGGAAGGCAAUCUAGGCCGCCAUGCUGUGCACAGUCACAGAUCCUGCAAAUGUCCCUAUUUUCCAGGGACAGUCCCAGUUUUACAGAAGCCAUCUUGGUUUCUGAUUUGAUCCCGAAAUGUCCCGCUUUUCCUUAAGACAUCCCUAUUUUCAUCAGAAAAAUGUAUGGAAAGUAUGGAGUUAUGUAACCUCCAAGCCAAGGAGCUAAGUAACUAUACAACCUUUAGAAAACAUCUGAAGACAGCCCUGUAUGGGGAAGCGGGGUUUUAUGUUUAAUGUUUUAUUAUGUUUUUAUAUAUGUUGGAAGCCGCCCAGAGUGGCUGGAGCAACCCAGUCAGAUGGGUGGGGUAUCAAGAUGAUGAUGAUGAUGAUUGAAUAGGGCAUCCCUACUUUCACUGGAGAAAUGCUGGAGGGUAUGCAGCCAGGCUGCCUAAAUAUGUGGCAGGAUUGUUACUGUAGAUGUUGGAGACCAGCAAGAACUCUCACCAAGUUCUGAGUGAGGGGGAAUCGGCCGGGGUAGGCGGGGAAGGCAAAUCCAUGGUCACGUGAGACCCCGGUGGCCUUUUGCGUCCUACGUGGUCUGUGCAUUUCAAAGCACAAGCCAUUGUGCUUUUGGGAUAGCAAACCCUCCCCAGAAAUUCCACAGGCCUUUCCCCUAGCUAUCAAUAUCGUUUCUGUAUUUCUCUUUCUGUUGCUUGUCUUUAGCAGCGAGACAAAAAAGGGGCCCUUUGUGUGAGCGCCUGAAAGGAAUAGCCUAGUCCCACAGCCUGCAUGCAAUUCUAAUGUCAACUAUUUGUUGCCUUGGCAUUUCACAUUAGCAAGCGCUCUCCUCCACCCCCAAAUAUCUGUGAGCUGUGCCUUCCUGCCAAGGGGCCAUAUUUAACUUUGCUCCUCCAUAGCGUGGUGCAAUCUGCACAGGCAGAAGGGUCCAUUCAUAUAGAGAAGCUUUCUCACCCGCACAGGGGAAAAGGCAUAUGUGAAAACACUGGAAUUGAGGCCAGGGUCACUGACCUGGAUAGGCCUUCCCAGUAAAACACAAAACAAAAACUGGUCCAGGAAAAGUUUCCCAGCUCUCUUACUCGAUGCAUUCCCGGUCUUGCCUUAAGAGUUUGCAGAAUCACUCCCCACCCACCCUGCUCCACCCCAGCCAUUUUACUGUUAGUGCAACAGCGGCAGCCGAGUCAUUCCUGCAAUAUGAGCACGAUCAUUGUACAAAUACAACGGAAAAUAUAGCCUCAUUGCAGGAGGCAAAGGGGGCUGUCUCUGUGUACAGCAGCGGCAGCCAAAACUCAGUGUAUCCCUUUGCAGGAAAAAAAGGGGGGGGGGAAGUCUUCAGGGAAAAAAAGAUUGAAAAUUGUGGUGGAGAUGGCAUCUUCUCCCAAGAAAAUCCAUCUCUAGGAACUGUUCUAGCUUAAUUAAUUUAAGGACUAGUUCUUUGGAAUUAGACUUCCGAUAGAUAGAUGAUAGAUAGAUAGAUGAUAGAUAGAUGAUCAAGUGUUAAAGGGUUAUUCAGUGCAGCCAGUCAUGUAAGCUACACCUGCUGAAGCUACCUCCUCUAUACAGCUAUUAAAGGUGUCAGAUGUCUUGUCCUUUUUUACAAAAAACAAACCUGACCACCUGACUAAGAUAGAGAUACAAGAUUCAGGCACGCAUAAAUGGGAGGAAAGGAUGAGAAACCAAUCUAUAAGACAAUAACAUCAUAAGGGGGGAAAAGGCAAUUCUUUAAGUUAAAUGUAAUAGAAGGUCUAUGGCUGGUUCUCUGUUACCUCCUAUGCCAGGCACCCAACAGUACCACUGUACAGUCAUACCUUGAGUUGAAUGUGCUUCAGGUUGAGCACUUUCGGGUUGCGCUCCGCGGCAACCCAGAAGUAACAGAGCACGUUACUUCUGGGUUUCGCUGCUCGCGCAUGCGCAGAUGCUCAAAAUGACGUCACGCGCAUGCGCAGAAGCGGCAACACAUGACCCGUGCAAGCGCAGACGCGCUGUCGCGUCUUACGUUCUAUUCAGGAUGUGAAUGGGGCUCCGGAACGGGUUCCCUUCAGUUUCUUUCCUAUUCCUCCCUCAUUCUAGCCUGUCUUUCUUUCUUUCUUUCCUUCUUUCUUUCUUUCUUUCUUUCUGGGAGGGGGACUCUGCCUGUCUAAAUCCCCAUGAGUUAGAUUCUAGGCUGCACUUAAUGUGUGACUGCUGGUAAUGUAUGCUAGUUUUUGUGGACCUGAAUCUACAGUGACACCAAAGCUGAAAUUCCAAUGCAAACGCUCUUUAGGGAUUCUUCUCAAUGGCAUAGAUUGCACGGGUUGUGUUUGUAUGAGGGAGCACAUAAAUGAGAACUUCACCAUGCAAACAGAAGCAAGGGUUGAAAAUAAAUGGCCCUGAGGACUCCUGAGAAGGCAGGCUGCAAAGUAAGUAGCAUCUAAAAUUUUGAAAUGAAAAUGGAAUAUGAGGCACCUCUUGGGUUCUGUGCAUUCUGAUGUUCUGAAAUUACAACAGAAAGUAUUAUAAAAUUGAAAAUACUUGACAACUUUAAUGCAACUCUACUGGAAGAUAUAAUUCUGUAUUAUUUAAUGGGGCUUAUCAUGACAUCUGGAAGCUGGAACCUCUAACCUUGUUUUCACAUGUCUUUCAAAGUAAUGUACUGGAAAUCCUAAUAAUGAGGUUCCAUCUCCCUUCAGAAAAAAUAACUUCCUCUAAAAACCCUCUUUUUAUAGUAGCAAUGUCUACUAAAAAAUCCCUCUUUUCAUCUUUUCCUGCCUAUGUCCUCAACAGCAUCCCCCUGGAGAUGAGUUUCAGUAUGUAUGUAUUUAUAUUUGUAUGUAUGUAUUUGCAUUUUUAAAACUUAUUAUCCUCAUUUCUAAAAACAAAAAAACCCUGCAAAAGUGGCUACCCCCACCCCAAAAACAUCAAACAGUAUUUCAAAAAGGACAUGCCAGUCAUAAAACUCCAAUAAUAACAUCAUAAACUGACAACGAUGACAAUUUCUGGGCACAGCAAGCCAUGAAUACUAUGAGAAUGAGCCUAGCAUCCCUGAACUGCCUGACUUUGUGUAUCUGAACCUCUGCUAAUUCUAGUGAGAACAUGAACUCCUACUUUUUGUUUUCUUACAGAGUCUUUAUUAUACUCCCCCCCCUUUUGUGGACUGCUUUAUCUCUCCCCCUCCCUCAUUUAAGAGCAUCAUGAUGAUGACAACCAGUUGAGCUACAACAUACUCACUUGCUUUAGGCCAGACUGUACUUAGCCAAAGACUGAAAUUCAAAUAUGUGUGUGUAGGGGGAGCUAUUAUGCCCACUCCAAGACAAGUGUUUUGCAUUAGUCUGGUUCUCCAUUACAAAGCGAACAAAAGCAUUUGCCACACUUCUCUCUACUCUCACUAGUGUCUUGAGGUAGGAGCGCCUUCCUAUUGGAGGCCCCAGAGUGAGCGUAUAUGGAAACCACAUGGCAAAAUAAAAGGGGCCCUACAACCUUUAUGCCUGUGUGGCGAGGAAGGGCUAAAAACACACAGCUUUGAAACAAGAAAGAGCAAAAGACAUUGUAACUCUGCAGCCCCCUUCUCCAAUAAAAAGCCCACCCACUUGCGAAGUUCCCAUCUUCAGUGUAUAAUUUCAUUUCCCCUCGUUUGCUUUUGCUAAUAAUUCUAUACACUGUCAGAACAUGCUGAGUUACAGCCAGCAGGGUUUAACUUUAUUUCCCAUCUCUUUCUCCCUACCAUAGGCAAAUGGUCUUUAAAUAGAAGAGUGUGGAAAUUGCCUCCAUGCCAGUUUCUCGUCAGAACUAGAAGCGAUUAUCCAUUUUAACAUGUACUGCUGGAUAGGUUGCGUUAUAGUAAUAUGUCCCCUGCCCUCUUUCAUAAAAAGCAAUGUUCUUCAGUUGGGGGAAUCUGGAAAUACCCCCCCUCUCUCUUAUGCAGUGUUGGGUCACAAAAUCUUUUGGCAUGUCAUAGGAAAGCUACAAGUGGACCUAUUCGUGCUGACUCCUCUGUGGCAAACUCCUUGACAAAGGCUGCCCAGUGCUAGGGAAAACUCUUCCAAGAGGAACAUUUUUAUCUGUUGAGUUUUGUUUCGUGGAAUUUAUAUUCCCAUCAAAUGGUUUCCUGCCGUCCCCUGUAAACUCAAUCAGCCUAAUGGAAGUGACACAAAAACAAAGUGUUUCUCAGCUGGGGUAACCAUGGAGAAGAGAAAAGGCAUGCAGAGAGCUAGCCAAGUGUUAGGAUUUUAUAGGCACAGUGUUAAAGGUCUCAAGGCAGGAUGGGACUUUGUUCAGUGAAAUAUCAGCAGAGGCAAAAAAAAAAAGCAACCGGAAAGGGAAGGGGAAAUAUGGAAAUGACCGAGCCACAUGGGUACGAAAGCUGAUGUUUCUGGACUCAAACUCCUAUCACCCUUAGCAUUGACCAUGACGGGAGUUGGCUUCCAACAACAUCCAGUGAGACUUAGUUUCCCCACCCUGAUGUCAUUUAUGGCAAAUCAUGAUUCUUAAACAUCCAUGAACUGCUCACUGAAUAUAGGAUAAUUUUGACCCAUCCCUUCCCAAUCAAAUCUACGGGGAAUUUUUUGGUCAUAUAAAAAUUACCCACUUGCACAUAUUUCAAGUGAAGAACGGGAGUGAAGACUGCUAAUUGAAGGGACCUCUGUGAAAGAAGAGCAACGGGUUGGAUUAACAGGAAUAUAUCAUGAAGAAUACAUCAAAGGCUGGUAUGUCGGCAGCGGGACUGGAUGGGGGGGGGAAACUUUUUUUAUUUUCUUCUAUGUGAUUAAUCAAUAACCCCUCCUCAAGAUGGAACCAUUGCCUAACUGAUCCAAGCAGGAUGAUUAAAAACUGUAUGGAAAUGAAUUCUAACCAAAAGUUUGCUUUACGGAGAUUGAGAAAAGAACAAGAGCCUUUGGAAUGACGCAGCAAUAAAAAACAGAGUCACCAUGUUGGCUGGUUUUGUCGAAAGAUUUACGACCGGGAGGAGGAAUGGACUUGUUUUCAUACUGGAUUCCUAGCGAACCUCCUCAAAGGACUGAGAAGGGAGCGACAGACCAGUGAAGAUUAACGACGGUAAGAGCGUUUUUAUUUAUGGAAGCGAUGAUAUACGGAAGCCGUCUGAUAUGGCUCUUGGGUGAACGGAAAAAACCCACACAGGAUUACAAUGUGUCUUAACCUGCUUGUAGAGACCAUCAGAGGUCACAAAGAGAAAGGAAAAAUAUAUGAAAAACAAGAAGAGAUGUGGAAAACAAUAAGAAAGGAUUGGAUAGAACUGUGAACAUUAUUUGGACAGAUUUGUGGACUUGAAAGCAUCAGCAAGAAGAUGAUUGGAUCCCCUUCGGAACUUGAAAUAUGGUACCCCCAACAAAAAUUUAAAAUUCAGCUUUGUAAUUUGGAAUUUAUGUGAUUUGAUUUGAUUUGAUUGGUCGGUUAAUAAAAAAUAUUUUUUUUAAAAAUUACCCACUUUCACCCAUUUGAAAGCUCAUAUUUUUAUUUCUUAGUUUUAUCCUGAAUUGAAAUUCCCCAAAUAUUAGACCAAAGUAGAAUAUCCUAGACCAAAUGGAACCAGGUUUGUGCUGGAAUUCAAGUAGACAUCUUUUGCUCAGACACCAAUUUCCAUCUCAGACACCAGUUUCCAUCUUUCGAUUCUCUCCAUCCAUUUGUUUUGUGCAUUUACUAUUCACCUACUGUAAGCCAAUACCUUUUAUUUUAUUUCCCUCAUUUGAAUUUCUGGCACAGUCACCUGGAGGGGAUUAUUGUUCUCUUUCCACUAAGUGUAGUGUAGCUUGGGCAGCUUAAUGUGUCAGGUGGUGCAAGAAACAAAAACAAAAAACCGUGGCUGCACCUUUUUGCAUUGUAACUAAAGCUCCUCCUAGAUUUUGAUCCAAUAACGUGAAUGAGGGCCAAUUUGGUUUCUUGCCAGAGUCAGAGUGGGACUGUUGGCCAGUUCUGAGAGGUCCAAUGCAGGGGAAAGAAAGAGAAAAGAAAUUACAAAAGGACUACAAAAUAGCUCAUCCAAGAACAUUGGGGUGGGGGUUUUACUUCCACGUGUUCUUUCAGGGAAGGUGCAUGUGCAACUUACAAUGGAGAGAAAUCCAAGAGGGUUUUGCACCCCAUGUGAAGCAAUAUGUCAGUGGUAGUUUCACAGCAGCUGAGUCAAGGAGUCCAAAGGCAGCAGGCAUAAUUGUUAGGCUGUUACCAUGAGGUGUCAUGCAAAACACAAAACUGUCUGGCCAGUUUUCUCCAGUGUCUGCCAAAGUGGAUUCAGGCACAGCUUGAGGUUGUGAAAUGCAGCUACUGGUGCAUAAAUUUUUCUUGGCCUUGCAGUGUGCCUUUUAUGGACCACUGCACCCAAUACGAAUUGCUGGGUCUUGAAUUGAGAGCAUUUUUGCCCUGUAGAUACUUAACUGCCAGUGUGUGAUGAUAGCAGUUGUUUUAUUUAUUGAGGGCUUCUAACAAAACAAUGUCAUGCGGGAUGGGAAAGAUCCUUCUGAAAUAAAUGUUUGUAUGUCUUGGUCAAGAAGCUACUGGUUUAUGAUUUAUUUAUUUUUUAGAUCCAGCACUACAAAGGUGCUCCAGGAUUUCCAAGGACCUUCUUCAUGGUUUUUUAACUUUGUGUCUUAUUUCUGUGAACUUCUCUGUCCUCUUCCUGUUUGCAGGCUAGGCUAAAGGGAAUUUCUCUUUCCUUGGGAUUUCCUUGGAGAAACCUAUUCUGCACAUGAUGCUAAACCAUGGCUUAUUAAACAAUAUUUUGUUAAACCAUGACAUAGCGCUAUAUGUUAACCCUUUCCAGCAGCUUAACUAUGGAUUGUUUACUGCCAACAAACCACAGUCAGAAGCCAUAGUUUGUUGUUGGUAUACAAAUCUUGGUUUGUUUCAGCUAUGGCUUAGAUUUACAUGCGAACCCAGCACUCAUCUUUAAUUAUAGUUUGUUUGGCCAUCCCACUCCAGAAAGGCACUCAUCAAACUACAAAGGCCACAGGGCAAGAAAAGCUAGAAAACAAAGCAAGCUUUAGAGAAACAAGAUGUGGUUUGGUCACUCAUCUGUGAGACAACUUGUGCUUAAACAAACUAUGGCUUAAACAAAACACAGCUUAGCAUUAUGCACAAACCGGUAAAGACAGGCAAGGAUUUGUUUUCUGGAAUCAAAAUUCUUGAAACCAAAAAUCCCAAAACUAAUAUAUAUUCUCUAUCUUUUGGGUUUUAGAUCGGGCUUUGGUAUCAAGCAAUAUUGGCAUCCCACCGCAUCUGAUCCACCGCAUCCAGUAUCCAGCCUACACUAGUCACACAUCUCCUGUGGUCAAGAAGCUUGCGGAGCAAGACAAAUUAAGAAUUUCCAAGUUGCUGUCAGCACCUCGGAUAAGCAUUCAAGGACUGAGCAGCAGAGACAACAGCCUUGCUCACAUCCCCCAGCAGAAGCGCAGCCGUGGGUCUCAAGACGUAGGUGUGGCUGCUGAACCAAGUCCAGCAGUGUCAAGAUUCAGCAUAGCAACUAGUCCCCUUUAUGUUAGCAGGGAAUUCUUUGAUGGUGGCCUGGUCCCCAUAAGCAGUUUUUUCCCAGAGGGAGCCUCAGCUCCAGGUAACUUUGUCAUUUUUGCCAAAAAAAGAGUCCCUUUCCGAGUGUUGCCAAUGAAGCUGCUAGAUGCCUCCAGUAUCGGAAAAGGCAAGAAGAUGCAAAUAGCCUCCUCAGAUUGGUCCGCAUUAAAAUCCUUCGGCAACUAAUAUUUUGCCGUUUUCUUUAGAAAUCCAGACAGGAGGGUUCAUUUAUGUGGGAUAUCUUGUGCAGAAGAAAAGACUGACCAGAAGGAGAGCGUAUGAAACCAGAUGUCAAACAUUAGAGGCAUUUUCACACACUCACAGAAGUGGCUGAGCACAAUAGGUUAUGGGGCCACAGGUCUGUGCCUGAUCAUGCCAGCUCCUGCCUGCCCACCCUUGCCCCAGAAAUGCUUUGCCUUCAAGUGUUUGACACAAUUUCCAAGUGACGUAUCUCGCUGAUAUAAAAAAUGGUUAAGGAUAUGGUCACACUGCAGUUUGCUUGGCUGCAGACAGUUGGUGCUGUAAACUACAGUGUGGCAAGCUGGUGGGCAGGUAGGCGGCCCGGGUGAGGAGAGGAGGAGAGAUCCAGAGGGUAGAGAUGCAGGCCUAGGUGAGGUGAGGAGGAGGGGGGAACUGGAGAAGGGAGACAUAAAAAUGCUGUGAUAGCUCAGUCGGUAGAGCAUGAGACUCUUAAUAUCAGGGUUAUAGGUUCAAGCCCCGCAUGAGGCAAAAUAUUCCUGCAUUGCACUGUAGAGUUGGACUAGAUGAACCUCAGGGUCACUUCCUACUCUACAUUCUCUGAUAAACAGGAGGCCCAGGCAAGAGAAUCAAGUGAGGGGAGGAGGUGGGAACCCAAGAACAGAGAUGCAGGCAGGUGGAUGGCCCAGAAGAGUGGUCCAGGAGACCCUCAGAGGUAUGGUAAGAUCUGAGACAUUCUUUGGGUGAGCUGUAAAGGCAGGGGGAGGGGGUUGGUGAGGUUGGCGACUGAAGUGAGUAGGGAUGCAGCCCCUAUUAUGUACCUAGAAUCCCACUGCCUGUACUUAGUUCAUGCAAUUGCCUGCACCCUUGAUUUUGAGAAGGUUCACGUGUUAUUAAGCAUAUGAAUGUAAGAUGCUAUAAGCAGAGUCUUGGCAGCUGCACAUUUAUUGUGAGGGCAAAUAAGAAUGCACAAACAACCCUGUAAGAUCAGUUCAAGGCCCAUCUGGUCCAGCAUUCUGUUCAUUUGGUGCCCACUUGCGAUUCCCAGCAUCCUGCUUCUGACUGUGGAGGUGGAAUAUAGCCAAAGUGGUUGUUAGCCAUUGUUACUUUACUGAGUGAAAAAGAGGGUAUAACUUGAGGAGAAAUUAACACAGAGGUUCGUCUUCCUUAGGCCAGGUCUACACAGAGGAAUAACACCUCCAGAACCGUUUUCCCCUCCAGCUCCUCAAAUGGUCAAAUCUCAGCAGUCUUCGUCACUGCCAGCCAACUUCCAACUGACUCGAGUCUCCAGCUCAUCAGUCUGCUGUCACACUUGCCAAUCACAAAAGUACCCACCCCCACCCCACCGCCCACACAAAGUUGCAAAUUGAACAUUUGCUGUGCUUCCAACAGUUCCCUCAUGACCCAGUUUCCUCUUUCUCUUUUACGGACUCUCCUGAGGACAGCAGGGUUGGAGGGGUUGUGCCCAGAUCAAUUUAAAUGACCACCCUUAUAUUGACAAUGUUUUCAGUCUUGUGUGCUGGUUACUUAAUUCAUUCUUUGUAUUAUGAUAACAGCCCUUGAGCUGGCUAUGUUUAAUGCAUGUUGCCAUUUCCCAAAACUGAAUGUUUCGAAACAAACAAACAAAGGACAAACCUGAUAAAGAAGGG
Podarcis lilfordi (Lilford's wall lizard) is the source of this 33742-nucleotide messenger RNA. The record is from the annotation of a GenBank genome assembly. Lineage: Eukaryota; Metazoa; Chordata; Lepidosauria; Squamata; Lacertidae.